AGGAAGAUCCUUGUCUGAUGGACGUAAAGAUGCUUUGUAAUAUCCCCAAUAGAACAGCUUCCUAGGUCAGGUCAGGACACUGAAAAGAAUAUGGUCACCUUGUCUCCUUGCUGUUUCUCUUUUAACAUCAUGAUACACAGAUGGUGGUGUUUUAGACAAAAAUCCCUUUGUUUUACAUCUGAUUUUGCAGCUGAUUUUAUUAUUACUAAAAUUUUACUCCUUUUCCUUCAUUUCCUGUAUAAUCUGAUUUAUCUGGCGACUGUCUUUAAUGUUCUAAUUCUGUGAUGCUCUUCUUCCAAUAAGUUUAAUUAUCCUUCUCAUUUGUAUAUUUUCCGGAACUGCUUAUUGCAUACAGGUUCACGGUGUGGUCUGAGGAAGCACAGGGCACAAGGCAGGGGAUGGCCUGGAUAAAGGUUGCAUGGGAUCCACAGUCGCAUACUAUGGGGUGCUGAGGGACACCAGUUCACUUAGCCCGUCAGAGGUGCCUGCAACACCUGGCAGAAACAUCCAAAUGCAGGGAGAACAUACCAGCAAAACACGCAAUUUGGCUUGUAGUCAAGCCCAUGUCACAGCAAAUCUAUCCAGGACACACUGUACCGACACGAGAGUUGAAGACGAGUGUCAAACACGCAUAAGUGAUUCGGAAGCCAAGACGGGAGCAAGACGACUCCAGCAAGCAGCGGAGGUGUCACUCGUGAGAGGAGCGAGGGUCAUCUCUGCUGAAGAUAUUCUGUUUCUGAUGCGCAAAGACAAGAAAAAAGUGCGACGUCUGCUGAAGUACAUGCAGUUCAGAGACUAUAAGUCGAAAAUACUCAAGACCAUCGAUGACGACGAUCUGCUUGAUACCGACAAAUUCAGCAGCAGCAAUAACAAAAGACAGAAGCUCGUCCAGGAUUUCCUGAGCUCUAUCGACCAGACGGGGGACUUCUUGGCCCUGAUGGACGAGGAUGAUCUGGAUGAUGUGAAACAGGAACGGCUUGAGAGAAUUGAAAGGCAGACCAGGAUGAUGGAACCCGCUCAGUAUAGCGAAUUCUGCGAAAGUCGGCAGCUCAGCUUCUCCAAAAAAGCUUCCAAAUUCCGUGAAUGGCUGGACUGCAGUAGCAUGGAGGUGAAGCCCAACGUGGUUUCCAUGGAAAUCCUGUCAUAUUUGGCAUACGAGACUGUCGCUCAGUUGGUAGACCUGGCACUGCUGGUUAAACAAGACAUGACCCCUAAAACUGGAGACCCAUUCAGCCAUGCCAUUUCGGCCACCUUCAUCCAGUACCACAAUCCCACAGCCGAGUGUCUUCACCAGGGGCAGUCUGUCACUGUGAAGAGCAACCCAGAUUCCCCAGAAAAUACCCCCCCAUCCACCCCCAACGCGCCACUCACUGGUGGCCACCAGGGAAAACUCUUCUCCAUGGCCCAAGGCAAUGGGGGACUGGUCCAAGAUGGGAGCAGCAAAGUCAAGCAAAGGAAACGUAAAAAGAGCGCGGCAGCCUGCGGUAUGGAGGCAGAAAGUGGUGCCAUCCAGCCUGCCCACAUCAGAGAAGCUAUCCGGCGCUACAGCCAUAAGACUGGCCCACUCUCCCCCUUCUCAGUACGUAAUAACAGAGCUGUAAAAAAAAAAAAAAAGGUUAUAUUUAUAAUCUUACUGAACCCCAUUUUAAAGUGGUCGAACUCUAACAUAUUUGAAUUGUUGAGAGCAAUUUGUGGUUAGUGUAAUUUUCUGCAU
Paramormyrops kingsleyae is the source of this 1714-nucleotide messenger RNA. The record is from RefSeq and is a predicted model, not a curated record. NCBI's taxonomy places the organism in Eukaryota, Metazoa, Chordata, Actinopteri, Osteoglossiformes, Mormyridae.